Messenger RNA from Polypterus senegalus (gray bichir), 1384 nucleotides. RefSeq names its product calcium channel, voltage-dependent, gamma subunit 2a (gene cacng2a). NCBI's taxonomy places the organism in Eukaryota, Metazoa, Chordata, Cladistia, Polypteriformes, Polypteridae. The coding region runs from base 105 to 1091 and encodes 328 amino acids. The transcript has 4 exons. Gene Ontology annotation, biological process: transmission of nerve impulse; positive regulation of synaptic transmission, glutamatergic; calcium ion transmembrane transport. Gene Ontology annotation, cellular component: voltage-gated calcium channel complex; postsynaptic density membrane; AMPA glutamate receptor complex. The record is from RefSeq and is a predicted model, not a curated record. Gene Ontology annotation, molecular function: voltage-gated calcium channel activity; channel regulator activity.
UUUUUAUUAUUAUUUUUAUUAAUUUUUUUUCUUCCUAUUUGUUUUCAUUUUAAUUUUCAAAUAUUUAUUUCCUGUACGUCAAACGUAAAGGGGGUCCCCCUUUCAUGGAAUGCGGCAACAUGGGACUUUUUGACCGUGGUGUUCAAAUGCUAUUGACGACCGUGGGCGCCUUUGCCGCUUUCAGCCUGAUGACAAUAGCGGUUGGCACUGAUUAUUGGUUGUACUCCCGCGGAGUCUGUAAGACCAAAACCGUGAGCGAGAACGAAACCAGCAAGAAGAACGAAGAAGUUAUGACUCACUCUGGGUUGUGGAGAACGUGUUGCUUAGAAGGGAACUUUAAAGGCCUGUGCAAACAGAUAGACCACUUCCCUGAAGACACAGACUACGAAGCGGACACCGCUGAGUAUUUCUUACGUGCUGUCCGUGCUUCCAGUAUUUUCCCAAUCCUCAGCGUCAUCCUGCUCUUCAUGGGUGGGCUGUGUAUCGCUGCCAGUGAGUUCUACAAGACGCGACACAACAUUAUUCUCAGCGCUGGAAUCUUCUUUGUUUCUGCAGGCCUGAGCAACAUUAUUGGGAUCAUCGUGUACAUAUCAGCCAACGCGGGGGACCCUUCCAAAAGUGACUCCAAGAAGAACAGCUACUCCUACGGCUGGUCCUUCUACUUCGGAGCCCUGUCUUUUAUUAUUGCCGAGAUGGUGGGAGUGUUGGCGGUCCACAUGUUCAUCGACCGGCAUAAGCAACUGCGGGCUGGAGCCCGGGCCACCGACUACCUUCAGUCAUCUGCCAUCACCCGCAUCCCCAGCUACCGUUACCGCUACCGACGCCGCAGUCGGUCCAGUUCCCGGUCGACUGAACCCUCUCACUCUCGGGACGCCUCUCCCGUAGGCCUGAAGGGCUUUAACACCCUCCCUUCUACUGAAAUCUCUAUGUAUACUCUGACCCGGGACCCCCUGAAAUCUGCCCCCACUCCGACAGCCACUUACAAUUCGGAACGAGAUCACAAUUUUCUGCAGGUGCAUAACUGCAUCCAGAAGGACUUGAAAGAUUCCCUGCACACGAACACGGCGAACCGGCGCACCACUCCUGUAUGAGCAGUCGAGCAAAGUAGAGCAGGAGGAGGAGGAGGAACGUGUGCAAAAGAGAGAGAGCGAGAGAGUGAGUGUGAGAAAGAGAGAGUGAGUGUGAGAAAGAGAGCGUGAGAAAGAAAGAGAGAGAGAGAGAGCGAGCGAGCGAGAGAGAGUGUGCUACCCAAACCCACUGAGUCCAAGCCUAAAGUUACAGAAACGCCGGAUUAAGUAGGAAUAAAACAGAAGAGUUUCCACUCAAACACACACAAGAAGAGUCCAGAAAAAAACAACAUUUCCGAUAUAUAUAUAUAUAUAUA